This is a messenger RNA of Cloeon dipterum, 3067 nucleotides long. RefSeq lists its product as uncharacterized. The transcript is spliced from 13 exons. NCBI's taxonomy places the organism in Eukaryota, Metazoa, Arthropoda, Insecta, Ephemeroptera, Baetidae. The record is from RefSeq and is a predicted model, not a curated record. The coding region runs from base 1 to 2649 and encodes 882 amino acids.
AUGCGAGAGAGCCGCGGUUUGGAGGGCGAGGCUCAAUCAAAGGCACUUGAAAUGUACUUGUGCUUGGCCGACAGUGCAAGUGGUGCUGAGAGUGCUGAAUGCCCGUCCCGUUGUGCGGCACGCGGCCUUGCUGACAGAUGUCUGACCGCACAGGCGCCGCCGACCCAACAACAACAACAACAACUCCACAACUCGACUUCAGAGGAACUUGGGGAGCAAGUUGCGGGCGGCUGGUUGGUUAACGACGACAAUCAACGCCUGCGAGCGAUUAAAUCCUCCAAGGAUCAAAAUAGCCUGCCUGAAGCAGAGGCCUCAAAAAUGCUGAGAGAAGCCUGGAACGCGCCAAGAGCGCCGCCUUCGUGCGACACGAUUGUGCAAGAGACGGUCACAACAACCACAACCACUACAACCCGUCGGCGCCUGCCGUCAGCUCCUGAAGCCCGCCUCCGGCGUCUUUUCUUGGCAGCCGCCCCCACCGCCCAGCCUCAGCAGCAGCCGGCAAAUCGGCCUGUGUCGGCUCCCGCGAUGUGCAGCGACUCAGUCCUGCUGCCCGGCGACGCCGGAACACUUAUGCCCAAGAACCACCGCACACCAUGCUACUGUCACCACUCACAAGUAGGAAAUAAAGAACAGAUGCAACAGCAUUUUGAGUUCUCAUGUCGGCUCAAUAUUGACGACAUGAAUUACAACUACAAUUAUAUUGAGAACGAGUACUUCUUACCAGCAAGGAUUAUUCCGCGGUUUUCCCCCUUACCACGGACUGUCUCCAUGCUGGCGAAUACGUCUAAAUCGAUAAGCUCCAGCGAUGAGGACGAAUGCCGUAGCCUUGCAGACAGUCUUGAAGACCUUUCAAGAUUAAACUCUCAAACAAGUUUCGACGACAAACUGGCGCACGGAGGCACAUCACCAGCGCUCCCCCAGAGCCAAAGCCCGACGAAACCUCCGUUACCGAAGCCUGAAAAGUUCUUCGUGAACCUGAAAGAGCAGGAGGACAACAACUUCGGCCUACAAUUGCCAGAUUUUCUGCGCGAGAAACUGGAAAAGCGGCGUCAAGAGCUGGAGAACAAAAAGCCAAAGUCGCUGGAGCCGCUUCAGACGCAACGCAUUAGGACGCCACGGCUUAACAGGGCCAGGCGAAUUGUGAUUAACAAGUUCAACCAGUUUGAGAGCAUCCCGGAGGAAAAUCUUGACACUAACAACAGGAUCAAACUCGCCAGAACCAGAGCCAUGGCGAGGAACUACCAGCCACGGUUUCAAGUAGGCCACUCGCAGCGUGCGUUGCAAGGAAUAGUGCAAGAGACGAAAGACUUGUCCAUCAUUUCGUCGAAGGUGGACGGAAAGGAAGCAAUUCAGUCGGUCGUCCCGCUGCCCAUGCCACGUGUGAAGGGAAAAGAACUGACCGAACUGGCCGCCUCCACGCCUGGAUGGGGAAAUUUCUACGUGAUCAAAGGAGAUGAAGCGGUGGUCAUCAAUGCUAGAGAUAAAGGAGACGCGCCAAAAGCGAAGAGCGCACGCAAAAAGUGGACGAAAAUCGAGUCGAGCAGCUCUGAGGAGAGAAUAACCACCUCAGUAAGGAUGCAUAAUUCACCUACGACCCAGUAUCAAAGCAGGCAGCAGAGAGCAGUGACCUCUGUCUCAAAAUCUUCACCAGCACUGCCGCGACUAUCAAGCGGCUUAGGAGGUAAAUCUGCUUCAAGUGAAAGAGUGCAACCUUUGCCCAACCUCCAGAGGCACACUCCGGUUCCAGCUAUAAAGCGCAGGACGCCAGCUUCUGCCCAAAAUUCUGUUGCGCUCCCUCCAUUGCAUUCGCCGACGGCAGAUGAUAGCAGUGUGCGAUUCCGAACUUAUACCAGGAGCAGAAGUGGAAAAGAAAGGCCCAGUCCCUUGUCACCAUCUAAAGCCAAAGUUUCCGUUGUAAAACAGACCAAUAUGAUUUCAAAAGCCGACAUCGAGCCUGGCACGAUUGUGGCCGAGGCUGGCUCCACAGAUGCUGGAACGUGGAGUGUCACACUGUCUGGUUUGUACCCGCAGCCAGAAAUGGAACUACGACUCGUUUUUCCUCCUUUGGCAGACGGAGAAGAAGCAGUUGAUGAAAACCCGAGUCCAAAGGGGGACAAAGAAUCUCACAGAAAGAGCCCAAAAAGGCAAAACGACAAACACAGCAGAGUGCCUACACCUGCAGAUGGGGAAAAUUGCGCUAACUAUAUAAUCAACAUCAAAAACGGGGGCGAAAAGGAUGUGGCGAAUAGAAGACCAAGCAGCGCAAUUUCAGUAAACUCAAAUCGGCCGUCCCGUCCAAAUUCGGCAGGAAGUCCAACUAGCAAGUCAAAAGCGUUGGUUCCUGUAUCAAAAGCAAUUGUCCCGCAUCAAACAGAAAUGCCUUUGACGACAAGCAGCGCGGAGGAUAUGCUUAUGUGGCCGGAAAUGCAGGCGCUCAUCCAAGAACAAAUGACGAGACACAUUAAAAAGCAGAUAACGACUGUUACCAGAAGCCAAACGAUGACCACAACGACAGAGGGGGCAAUCAUGGUGCAAAGACUGCGUGGGGGAGAGAGCACUGAGGCGCUGACCUUUUCUCCCGAGCUGCAACCGCUCGAAGCCAACCACACGGUUGUGGCGACUCAAAGAAGGAAAAGAGCAUCCAGCUAGUCCCUAUAUAGACUAAAUUUUGGUGUCCAAUUUAACUCUCAACGGGCUGUGGUCAUAAUCACUUGGUUAUUUCUUUUAACUGCGCCCCAUAUAUAACAAUUACUGUUUGAUGACUAAAUAUAAUUUUCUGUGUUGAAUGCCUGCUGAUAAUAAAGAUAUAUUAUAAGUUAAAGUAGCAAUCAACUAAAUCCACAGCCCUCUCUGAUGGUCCAGCAUCUCGACUAGAUUCGAAAUACCUUGGACCAGAGCUAUAAAUUAAUUAAGAAUUCUUCUUCGUAGAUGCUAGUCUAUGAUUGAUAGAAUGUGGUUUCUAAUCAUGAUCAUCAGCGCAUCUCUGUAUAUUUGUGUAAAUCUUUACAAUCAUGCACAAAGCUUUGUGAAUAAAAUUUUUAUAAUACCUUUCUUGUUGUAAACCAUA